CGGCGCCAUUUUUGAUAAAUUUUGAAAAUAAGAUUCGAGUGUCUGGCCAAAAACAUGAUAGAAAGUGUCCAAGUGAGGCAGAGAGGGGCCUAUGACUUUGAGUCCCACUAUGAUAACCUUUGUGCUCUUCAAGACAGUGUCCCUAUUCCAGCAGUUAAAGCACACCUCAGCCAAGGUCUCCUAGAUGUGAAUGGUGACAGAAUAAGAUCAAACGAUUGGGUUCCAGUCUUGAAUACUCUGAGGAUCAACAAGAGCCUCAACUUUAUUGGUGUUAGGAGUUAUUUUCAACUACCAUUAGAUGAACAAGGUCAAAUUCCAGAAGAUAAGUCAUUAAUAUGGAAAAAGAAAACCCCUGCUGUUCGGUCAAAAGAGAUCACUUAUCGUUUGUGCAAGUCCCUCAAAGAAUGCUUGACUGUGACUCCAGUCCUUUCUACACUAGAACUUCAAGGACUGCCCCUGAGGGACAAAGACCUUAUGUGCUUAGCCAAGGGUGUAUCAAAGAAUUCCACUCUGACUCACCUGUCCUUGGAAUAUUGUAGGAUAGGAGAUGCAGGCCUGGAAAUUGUCUGUAAGGGCAUCAAGAACUCAACCACAAUAGCUGCCAUCAACUUUACAGGGUGUAGCCUCACAUGGAAGGGAGCAGAGAUUCUUUCAAAGAUUGUCAAGCACCAGGGUAUGAAAAGACACAAUGAAGCUUGGCGGGACAGUUUACGCUAUAGGCGACCAGAUCUUGACCGUAUGGCAGGAAUUCGACGAAUCACAGUCAACUGCAAUCCAAUGCUCAAUGACCAGGGAGCUCUGUCAUUUGCAGAGGCUCUCAAGGAUGAUCUGUGGUUGAAAGCUCUAGAUAUGCAGCAGUGUGGAGUGUCCUCCCAAGGUGCCAAGGCCUUACUAGAUGUCCUCAAGUUCAACACCACAUUGGUUGUACUAGAUGUUCGACAGAAUCCUCUUAUAGACCGCAGUAUUCUGACACGAAUCAUGGAGCAAGUGAUGAUCAACUCUGAUGGCCAAGAUACUGAGUGGAGAUGGAUCAAAGUGGAGUCACCAGAGGACCCCAACAAGGUGAAAGUGAGGAAAAAGAAAACAAAAACCCUGAACAGCAGCUUUGGCAGGAAGGCCACCAUCAAGGUGAAUACUCCUGGUUCUGGCAAGAAAAAGAGCAAGAGUUAUGUUGCAGCUAGACACACCCUUCACCCUAUAACCCCAUGCCCUAGCCCUGGUAUACCAUGGAGGACAGCACUCAGAGCAUCAAGAUACAAAGGGUACCCACCUAACCACACUCCAGGCCAAGCCAGCAUUUUAGAACGUAGCGAAGACACUACACAAUUAGAACAUUCUAUACAUGUAGAUGAAUCCACAGGCUCAGAUGAGGAAACAAAUAAUAACAUUGAUGAUGCCAUACUUGAGCAGUCCGAUGAAGAUUUAGACUUCAAACGUCAUAUGAAAAGCUUCAAGGUUGAAUUUGAACAGUUGAAACGUAGGUUAGAGCAAGAAACACAGGCCAGAGCUAAAGCUGAUCAAAGGAUUAUUGAGUUGACAGUUGAGAACAGUCGUCUGAAGCAAGAGUUGAAUGAUGUUAAGAUGAGCAUGAGUCUAUUGAAUAAUGAGAGCAUACUGGACAAUAUAGAGGCUUCCUUCCAGCAGUUCCAUGCCUUCCUGGACACAUUGAGAGAGGCGGGCCUUGGUGAACUGAUAACACUAGGGGGGUUAGACCAGGAUCAGAUGCCAUUUAGUCGACCACCCCAGCCUCCCUCAUCAUCUAUGCCACACUCCCAGAUGAACAUUCCCCACCCCCAGGCCACUGUACCGCACCCCCAGGCGAGUCGGCCUCCCCCUGGAGUACAUCGGGUACAGAGUGGGCCCCCAUAUUAUACAACAGCUGGCCCACCUAGCAGUACCCCUGAGUACAUACAACGCUUUCAGUCACAUCUAAACAACCGAGCAGAGCCUAAUAUAUCACAUUUGGAUUACACAUUAAAAGAAGGGCAGGAUCCUCACACAGGACAACCAGAUCCUCAUAGAGGGCAGGGGGAUAAAUAUGUAGCACCAAACCUCACCCCCCAGACAUACAAGGCUGCACCUGACCCUACUAUGCAUCCUGUCCCUCAGAGACAGCCUCACCCUGUACCCCCUACAGAUCCAACCCCCACCAAUCACCCAGAUGACCUUUACCAGAGAGUGCUUAAGGAGACACAGGCUGCUCUUCACCCGGUGUCUGGUACCCACUCUGUACAUGGUGCAUUUCCAAUGUCUGGUGCAAUCACACCACCAACAGGUGAUGACAUAGAUGAUCUUGGUGUGGUCCAGCCUGCAGCCAUACAGCUUGACCAGAUACCACCAUCAACUGAGUCCAAGCCACAAUCUGAGAGGCCCCAGCCUACACCUAGAUCAACAGUCAGUAGCAAACCUGCAGUUACGGCACAGGAAUCUCAAGACAGAUCUGAUAGUGAACACUACUCAAAGAAUGAUGCGAAAAACAUUGGGAAUAAGCACUCUGAGAAAGAACAAUCAGAUGGAGACCAGCUUUCAGAACAAUUAAGUGGACUAUCAGGUCUAGAACAGUACAUUCCCCCAGAGACACCAGAUAAUUAUGAAGAUUCAUUCAACAUAAGUGACCACGACAGCUCAUCAUCUCACCACUUGCCAGCAUCCCCUGUUGAUAGACCUACCCCUGAACAACAGGUCAUCAAUGAUUCUGUUAAGGGCUCAGAACAUUCAAGUGUGAUCGAGGAGAUCGGGGAACAGUACAGUGAAAGUUUUGAGCACUCUGUCUUGAGUGAUAAGGAACAAUCCACUAUACUAACAGAGAGUGAGGACCAAGAUUUUUAA
This is a messenger RNA of Owenia fusiformis, 2829 nucleotides long. The record is from the annotation of a GenBank genome assembly. Lineage: Eukaryota; Metazoa; Annelida; Polychaeta; Sabellida; Oweniidae.